Molecule: messenger RNA, 1433 nt
Organism: Ylistrum balloti
Lineage: Eukaryota; Metazoa; Mollusca; Bivalvia; Pectinida; Pectinidae
Exons: 7
Coding region: 150-1352 (400 amino acids)
Source: RefSeq, a predicted model, not a curated record
AGUUUCCUAAAAUCAAGAUGACGGUACUACGUCUGUUUUGGUAAAUUCACAACGCGGGGUGGAUUGUGGUUGGUCCUUGAAAGGAAAUAUUCUCUAUCUCAAUACAGGGGCAUGUUUCUCUUUAUGAUGUAUAACUCCUGGUGAAGAAAAUGAUUUCCCAGAUACAGGUGGAGUCUUGGAUGUUGAUUCAUGCCUGCAAAUACAGAUAUCAUGGUGUUAUACAAGGUAUUUUACGCCGACAUCAUGACAACAUUGAACAUCUUGAUGUCCCAAAUAUCUACUUAUCCAUUCCUAUGAUUUACAACAUCAUAAUGACAGAUGAUGUCCUACGCUACCCUGUAGUUGUCAAUCACCUAGAUUUCAUUGACGUUGAAGUUCCUCAUGCAGUUCCUUUCAAACUGUACAGCAAACUCAGCAUAGGUCUCAAGAUGAAGUGGGCUAUGAUGUUACUGAAGGAGAACCAUAAUGAUACCCUGAUGUUGUUAAACAAGUACUUCCCUCGUAAAGGCAGUCAAUAUGAGCAUGCGACUCCAAAGGAAUUAUCCAGUUUGCACUCCGUACAGAAGAAUUUCCGCAAGUUUUUUCUCCCACUGUUAGCACAUCAGAACCAGAGAGAGGCUUACUUUCAGAAUGAGUUUGAAGAAGAAUAUGGAAAGCACUUCCAGGAAGCACUGCAGCAACUGGCUGUCUUGUUUGUGGAGAAACUGACAUCUCACUUACCACAAACAACUAUAGAGAAGCUCCUUACUGAGGGUACUGAGCAGUAUCAGCCUUUAAUGGAGGAUAGCACAGACUUAUCAAUGGAGAUGUUACUGGACACAUUGCAUGGAAAGGAGGCUCUAGAGGAGGGAGACCUACUGGACCUCCUGACCAUGAUCAGUCCCCUCAACACACAGGACCGUGUCCAAGUGGACAAGGUGUGGCUACUUAGCUCAGAAGAAAGGGAGAAGUCCAGUAGCAAAUCCUUGUUUUCCAGUCAUUCAGUUGAUCAACUGACAGAGCUGGAAUGUAGUAACAGCCAUGAACAGAACAUGGGCGGUCCUAAAACAUGGCAUAAUAGCAAUCAAAACCAAACACCAGACAGAACAAAUGAGGAUAGUGGUGAUACUACCUCAGUUAGUUACAAUAAAACACAACUUCAUGAAAGUUUUGGAGAUUUCAAUGAUAAAAGGCAUUUGUUUCAUUGUGAUCAAAAGGAUUCUCAAAGUAGUCAAAUAAUGGAGAAGGAUAUAGAGAAAAACAGGGAUUCUGAUAAUGCAGAGAGUCUGAAGUCAUCUGGAGAUUCAGUGUCCAUCUUGAGAAAUAAACAACAAAGAACCAAGACUCGAAAAGAUCCAGAGGAUGAUAGGUAAUCAGACUAAAUGACUAGGUCCACAUCUCGAUGUUUAUGUGUUGUGCACACAAUAUCAUAUCAUGCGUGUGUGCCCACAACG